AUGAAGGUAAAAAACAAACUACCUAAUGCUCAUAAUAAUAAUAAUGGACAAAGCAGUCAGGAUGAACGUAUACCUGAAGAUGAAAUAAUUACAAUCUUUGAAACAGAUUAUAAAGUAGAUUAUAAAGUAGAUUAUAAAGUAGAUUAUAAAGUAGAUUAUAAAGUAGAUUAUAAAGUAGAUUAUAAAGUAGAUUAUAAAGUAGAUUAUAAAGUAGAUUAUAAAGCAGAAUAUAAAGUAGAUUAUAAAGUAGAUUAUAAAGUAGAUUAUAAAGUAGAUUAUAAAGUAGAUUAUAAAAUAGAUUAUAAAGUAGAUUAUAAAGUAGAUUAUAAAGUAGAUUAUAAAGUAGAUUAUAAAGUAGAUUAUAAAGUAGAUUAUAAAGUAGAUUAUAAAGUAGAUUAUAAAGUAGAUUAUAAAGUAGAUUAUAAAGUAGAUUAUAAAGUAGAUUAUAAAGUAGAUUAUAAAGUAGAUUAUAAAGUAGAUUAUAAAGUAGAUUAUAAAGUAGAUUAUAAAGUAGAUUAUAAAGUAGAUUAUAAAGUAGAUUAUAAAGUAGAUUAUAAAGUAGAUUAUAAAGUAGAUUAUAAACAAGAUACUACAUUGGAAACCAAUUGGCAUAACAAAAAAUUGAGAAUGAAAAAACGUGUAGCAAUUCAGCAAAGUAAAGGUAGAGAUAAAACCGGCUCCAGAAUAGAACCUUGUGGAACACCACACUAUUUAAGUGAUAACACAUUAGUGGUUACAGAUAUUGUAAAAUUAAUGCUGGUAUUACCAAUAAAGGACCGUGCUGCCCAAUAUUAA
Molecule: messenger RNA, 795 nt
Organism: Psylliodes chrysocephalus
Lineage: Eukaryota; Metazoa; Arthropoda; Insecta; Coleoptera; Chrysomelidae
Source: the annotation of a GenBank genome assembly